AUGGCCGUCCUUGGUGUAUGGGUAUCCAAUGUUACAAAGGAGGAUGCCGCUUCGCUAGACAAGUGGAUAGCCAACCUGAGCGCCGGUGCAGCAAAGGCAUACGAGCAUGCGAACUCACCAGCUAAUGUGGUAGCGCUUGGGAUUCAUUCUUUCUGGAUCCCAGUGCGAUAUGCUCGUGUCGACAUUCUCAAGAAGCCGAACUUGCUCACGAACACUAUCACGCUACCUGCGCGUCCCUCCGCUAAGUUAUCCACACCAGACGAAAUCCUACAGACUCCCUACCCCACCGCAUACCGGCGUGUCAAGGCAUUCUUAAAGGUGCUCCUGAAGGCCGAAGUUGAGCUCGAGCCGAAGGAGUCCCGCAAGUCGCUCAUCAUUGAGCUGGGAGCCCAGCGUCCUUUCAAUAAGCCGCAGGAUGAGAAUAAGAGCACGGCCGACUGGUGGAAGGAGCUCGAACACCAUCCUGAUGCUUGUGUCCUUGCGAUGCUUUCAAUCAAGAUCUUCUCGAUUGCUGUAAAUUCAAUGGCUGACGAGCGUGCCAUGUCACCCUUCACUUGGGUGGACUCGGCGCUUCGAAACAGGCAGCAAGUCGGAACGUUGGUCGAUAUGGUCCAACUUGAAGAAAAGCCCCGCACGCAUCCGACUGUCCGCUGGGUUGAUAAACAAGAGGUCAUCCGCGGUCGACAGAAGACAGUGAGGGAGAGUAUAGUCAACAAGGACGACUCAGGCGAUGAGUUAGACAUUGAUGACGAGGACGGUACCAAGGAGGUCGAUCUCAUUGCUGCGCAGAUGGAAGAUCUCACGCUUGACGAAGAUAUCGAUCCAAAUUCCCCAUUCCUUACUGACUUGCUGUCUGACCGCCCUCAGACAGACUUACCAGCUCGGCAGACUGCCUCUAUAGUGUUCUCAACCGAGCGGACAGCUUCGGAUGCUUCUGUAGUGGUCAAUUGGAACUGGUAG
Messenger RNA from Phanerochaete carnosa HHB-10118-sp, 960 nucleotides. RefSeq lists its product as uncharacterized. The record is from RefSeq and is a predicted model, not a curated record. The transcript has 7 exons. Bases 1 to 960 code for a protein of 319 amino acids. Lineage: Eukaryota; Fungi; Basidiomycota; Agaricomycetes; Polyporales; Phanerochaetaceae.